Molecule: messenger RNA, 1736 nt
Organism: Corythoichthys intestinalis (scribbled pipefish)
Lineage: Eukaryota; Metazoa; Chordata; Actinopteri; Syngnathiformes; Syngnathidae
Gene: mrpl40
Product: mitochondrial ribosomal protein L40
Exons: 5
Coding region: 136-744 (202 amino acids)
Cellular component (GO): mitochondrial large ribosomal subunit; mitochondrial ribosome
Source: RefSeq, a predicted model, not a curated record
CGAGCUGUGUGAUAUGACGUCAUCUAUGCGCGCCGUCCUUAUCGCGUUUGAGUGAUGUCUGGGUAUAUGUAAAUUUGUAUUUCGUUCUUUACUUACAGCACUAUUGUGUGUUCUGGGUUAAUAUACUCCGAAGUAAUGGCCACGACUAUAUCCCGCUGUAUUGGUAGAAUUUUAUCCCGCCAGACUGCUCCGACGGGGAUUGUUUCGGCAGACAAUGGUGGCGUUCUCAGUUCUUGCAUUACUGCAGUGAAGACAUUAAAGACGUCUGCUCCCCUUAGUGCGGAGCCCAAGAAGAAAAAGAAAGUGGACCCAAGAAGAGAGCAGAUGGUGAGGGAGAGGAUGAAGAAGAAACUGAAGAAGUUGGAGAGAGUUCCGCCCGAGUUCAUCCCUAUAGAGGACUUCAUCACGCCAACCAAAUGUUUGGAUGAGACGAGGGUCCGAGCCGCUCCCAGGCUGUCAUUUGAUGAAAGCGAAAGCCGAGCUCUGCUUCUGAAGGAGUGGUGUCGAUACAAAAAUGAGCAGCACUUGGCCGAGAUGCAGGCUAUCGAGCUUGCCCUGGAAGCCCAGAAGGAGGCACUGGAAGAGCUCAAGGCAGAAUCUGAGGAGCUUUACCAGGCAGCACUGAAACCGGACCCUCUCCUGUUCCCCUUCUCCCAUGAAGGCCCCUCUUACACGCCGCCAAAGAUCAAAUACGAAGCACCCGACGGGAAGUACAACGAUGUCACUAAAGUCUACACGCAGUGAUGAGCAGUUUCCUGUGUAAUUUCAUGUUCUCAUGGCAAAAAAAAACCAUUGUCGUGAACAUUCAACAGAAUAGUUCAACUACUGGAUCACAUUUUUAUGCAAAAAAAAAAAAAAAGGACGUUUUGAAACAAAACCUGAAAAUAUUGUUUUAAAACAUUAAAGUGGCUUCAGCAGUUUAGUGUUGAUCUGUGUACUAUCAUGCCUUCAAUGAGGUUGUCAAUACCAUCCUUUUUUUAGAAGGCUUUCAUGCAUAAUGAAAAUUGGACUAUGCUCUGGAGCAAAGUGACAGACAUUCAAGUUUCUCAAACUGCAGUGAGAAAAUGGUUUUGUGUGUAAGAGAGGACAAGGUGUUUUCUACUGGAUUAAAAUACAUGUGCCAUCCACAUUCAAAUUGCAAUCACAAAAAAGCAAAUGUCAUUUAAUGAUGUUGGCCAAAUAUAUCACCUCAUUGGUUGUUUAAUUUUGUCCAAAAGACAGAAAAACAACACAGCAUAGGGAAAAAAAAAUGCCCGUGAGGAAUAAGGUUAGACUUUUUGUAGACAGUACAUAAUUUAUUUACAGUGUCACAUAAGUGUUCAAGAUUCCUGAGGUUUUUCAUGGUUGAGAGGCAGGUGCCAGUCACUGGGUGGGUCUCGUCUCAGCUCCCAGACUGGGGGAAACUUCCUCUGCUCUGCUAUUCGGUCCCUUUCACUUUUCUGCAAUGCUUCCUGCAGCACAGACAAACCCAUCUUGUGUCAAGAAUUGUAACCCAAAAACUCAAACAUUUUUUUCAUUUUCAUUUCAUUCGUUUAUUUCAGGCCAUUAUUCCUUCUCAAGACAACAAAUGUAUACAGCUCAUAUAAUCAAGUAACAAAAAGAGCAGCAAAGCUAAGUAACAUUGUAACAUCAACUACAUGCCUGAAAAGGAGUGGGAAGAAGAAAAUUUAUUUAAUCCCACCCCUAAACAUUGUAUAAUAGCUUUUAAAUAGAAUGCUUAAAAGGGAAAAAAAAAA